Lactuca sativa (garden lettuce) is the source of this 1264-nucleotide messenger RNA. RefSeq names its product triosephosphate isomerase (gene TIM). Gene Ontology annotation, cellular component: cytosol. Gene Ontology annotation, molecular function: triose-phosphate isomerase activity. Gene Ontology annotation, biological process: gluconeogenesis; glycerol catabolic process; glyceraldehyde-3-phosphate biosynthetic process. The record is from RefSeq and is a predicted model, not a curated record. NCBI's taxonomy places the organism in Eukaryota, Viridiplantae, Streptophyta, Magnoliopsida, Asterales, Asteraceae.
CAAAUCACUAUCAUUAAACUCAUCGCCUCUCGGCCACCUUUACACAGCAACCACAGUAUCCCUAGUUCCACCACUCCUUACCAACUACCGCCAUUUUCGUCGCCUCCAACCUCCGAAUUAGGGUUUACUAUGGCGAUGGUUUCAACUUCUCUUACACCAGCAUCCCAGCUCUCCGGUGCUAAAUCCGCCGCUGCUUCUCCGCCUCUUUUCUCCGGACUCCGCCGCUCUUCGAAGCUCGAGUCCGCUUCACUCUCCACAACUCAAUCGUUCUUCCAGUCUGUCAAUUCUCACAUACGUCUCUCCUCUGCUUCUACACGACCUUGCACCGGCAUCGUCGCCAUGGCCGGCACCGGGAAGUUCUUUGUUGGAGGCAACUGGAAAUGUAAUGGGACCAAAGAUUCAAUCAAGCAGCUAGUCUCAGACUUGAACAGUGCAACUUUGGAGCCUGAUGUUGAUGUUGUUGUGGGACCCCCUUUUGUCUAUAUCGAUCAAGUAAAGAGCUCUUUAUCUGACCGAAUUGAGAUAGCUGCUCAAAAUUCUUGGAUUGGGAAAGGUGGAGCUUUUACUGGAGAAAUCAGUGCUGAGCAAUUGAAAGAUAUCGGAUGCAAAUGGGUAAUUCUUGGGCAUUCUGAGAGGAGGCAUGUGAUUGGGGAAAACGAUGAGUUUAUAGGUAAGAAGGCUGCAUAUGCAUUAGGCCAGAAUCUUGGAGUAAUAGCUUGCAUUGGAGAACUAUUGGAAGAAAGAGAAGCAGGAAAAACUUUUGAUGUUUGUUUCAAGCAGUUGAAAGCUUAUGCAGAUGCUGUGUCGAGUUGGGAUAACAUUGUAAUUGCAUAUGAGCCUGUAUGGGCUAUUGGAACCGGUAAAGUGGCCUCACCAGAGCAGGCUCAGGAAGUACACGUGGCAGUCCGUGAUUGGCUUGCAAAAAACGUCUCACCUGAAGUUGCAUCCAAGACACGUAUCAUCUAUGGAGGAUCUGUAAAUGCUGGGAACUCAGCUGAGCUGGCGAAAAAAGAAGACAUUGAUGGAUUUCUUGUUGGUGGUGCUUCUUUGAAGGGUUCGGAUUUUGCAACCAUCAUUAACUCUGUGACGGCUAAAAAGGUUGCUGCUUGAUGUCUGUGUCCGUGAUUAUGGGCAAAGCUUUGCUUUGUAAUAGAUGUCAUCAUCCCUGAGUGUACAAGACUUUUGGUUAUAAUUCUUGAAGAAAACAAGAAUACAGAAUAAUAUAAUGUGCAAUAAAGUAAAUGUCAAAAUUUAUUUUAUGCUC